Prionailurus viverrinus (fishing cat) is the source of this 1442-nucleotide messenger RNA. It is a transcript of the gene CCL20, whose product is annotated as C-C motif chemokine ligand 20. The transcript is spliced from 4 exons. Gene Ontology annotation, biological process: chemokine-mediated signaling pathway; positive regulation of ERK1 and ERK2 cascade; inflammatory response. Gene Ontology annotation, molecular function: chemokine activity; CCR chemokine receptor binding. The record is from RefSeq and is a predicted model, not a curated record. The coding region runs from base 743 to 1036 and encodes 97 amino acids. NCBI's taxonomy places the organism in Eukaryota, Metazoa, Chordata, Mammalia, Carnivora, Felidae. Gene Ontology annotation, cellular component: extracellular region.
UUUUCUGGGCUGCGAUAUUGAUUAGUCAUAUAAAUGUAGAAGAUUCUUAGAAGAAUUGGCAUGGCAUCAAGAUUGAGGCUUGAGUCACACUUAAGGUCUGGUAUCUUCUGCCAAAAUUGGGAAAACUACUACACCACUGUCAUAUUACCUAAUCUGAGUGGUAGUUUGGAAAUACAAGGUCUUCGGGGAUAGCUGAGCACCAACUAUUCAAUUGUAAAUGCGUCCCCAAGUAUGCCUGGUGUCCUGUCUCAUCCUCUUGCUCCCAGUUGACUCUGGAAAGCAAAUACAGUGUGAACAAUAGAGUCCUAUAACGUCCAGGUGUAGGACUGACCUUUGUAUCAUUGUUAAUCCUUGUCCUCUCUUUUCAGAGACGAGACAUUAAGUUGAAACUGCAUGAAAACCUUUCCUGAGCCACAGGGCUGGGCAGCUUUUCCCUCUUUGCAAAUCCAAAGGAUUUAGCAGGAUUUCCCCCUUCUCAAACGCCGCCCCCCUCCUCUGACCUUCACAGCUUCCCAACAUUAGGGAAAGGCAGGAAGUUUUCCCUGUGGUUAUUUUUUUGUGACGACAUGAUGGGGCAGGUUGAUCAAUGGGGGAAAACCCACGUUAGAACACGCCUUCUGUGUACAUUCCCAAUAUUUGCUAUAAGUAGGGCCAUCCCAGACCCAGGCUGCUACCAGAACCCAGCAGCACUCCUAGCAAACUGGGUACCCAGCACUGGGCAGAUCUAUUCCCUGAGCUGAAAAUGAUGGACAGUGGCAAGAAUUUGCUCUUGGCUGCUUUGAUGUCAGUGCUGCUACUCCACCUGUGCAGCAAGUCAGAAGCAGCAAGCAGCUUUGACUGCUGCCUUCGGUAUACAGAACGCAUCCUUCAUCCCAGAUUUAUCGUGGGCUUCACGCAGCAGCUGUCCAAUGAAGCCUGUGAUAUCAAUGCAAUCAUCUUUUACACAAAGAAAAAAUUCGCUGUGUGUGCAGAUCCAAAGAAGAACUGGGUGAAACAGGCUGUGCAUAUCCUCAGCCAAAGAGUCAAGAAGAUGUAAAAACUGAUGCUCUCUGCGAAGGAAUUGGACAGAGCCCAAGAACAAAAGAAUCGAGCUGGAGUUGGCAGUUGAGAGUUUAGCGCUUACCUGAUUGGUGCCUCCUUGGACUUGUCCAAUUGAUGAAGUUGAUACAUAUUGCAUCAUAGUUUGCUUUGUUAAGCAUCACGUUAGAGUCAAACUCUAUUUUAUGUUAUUUAUAUCUAUUUUUUUUUGUGUGUGUUGCUAUUUAAUACUAAUUUCCUAUAAGCUAUUUGGUUUAGUAUGAAUGUGUAGAGGAAUGAGGUUAUAUAGCCUUUCUUGUAAGCUGCAAGCUAUUUGUAAAAAAAACCUAUUUAACAUUCUUCUGUCUACAUAGUUUUGUUUCUUAAACUGUUGUAAUUAACCUGUAAAAGAGAAAAAUGAUGAU